AUCAUCGUUUCUUUUUGUUGAACAACGCAAGGAAGUACACUGUUGGCCGUGUGCCACAUUGUGAUUUGCGUUUAACCGAUGAUAUCUCAGUUAGCCGAGAACAUGCUGUGAUUCAUCGUUCGUCAUCUGGUGUUCGUGUGGAGGAUACGGGCUCAAAGUAUGGCGUAUUCGUUAACGAUGGCAUCGACACAAAUACGGAGAUUGCGAAAAAUACAGCGAUUGACCUACAAAUUGGUAACAUUGUUCGCUUCGGUCGAUUGGAAAACACUUUUCGUCUCGAAAACGUUGUCAUUAACGCGUGCACAUCGUCAAUGCAACCGGAUGAAACGGAUAAAUUGAGCAAACACUUGAAAAUUCUUGAUGAUUAUUUUGAGGCCUACAUAGAAUGUGCCACAGCACAACAGGAAGCGCCAAACGUCAACAAAUUCGUUCCAACAAUCGUUGAACCGUACAUCAUCAAGGAAUCAAAAAUGAUGGAAGUGCACCUCGAGCGACAGCGCUUGUUCCAGAAUAAAACGUUUGUCUUCAUGGUGAAACGGCACAUGGAAAAGUUUGAGCCAAUCAUCCGGCAAGCUGCCGGCAAAUGCAUUAACAUGGAAGAGGAUAAAGACUCGUUGGCUCAAUUCAUACAAGAAACCAUUCCAACAAACCGUGAACCGUUCAUUCAAUCAAUGACACCGAUUGAAAUUACAUGCGUGCCAACGUGCAAUGUCGAAUGCGUUUCGUACAAAAUGAAGAAAGAAUCUUAUGCAAAAUCAUCGCAGCCGCCGAGCUCAGCACGAAAUGAGGAGGAAAAAUUUGAAGAGGGGGAGUUGACAGAUGGAGAGAAAAAACGACAAUGGAUCAAAUCAAUGGCAAACGUAUUCGAAGUUCGCAAAGUGGAACCACAUCGCACAGCAAACCAAAGAUUCAAGAAAUUCGUUAAG
Molecule: messenger RNA, 926 nt
Organism: Sitodiplosis mosellana (orange wheat blossom midge)
Lineage: Eukaryota; Metazoa; Arthropoda; Insecta; Diptera; Cecidomyiidae
Product: nibrin-like
Exons: 4
Biological process (GO): double-strand break repair via homologous recombination; mitotic G2 DNA damage checkpoint signaling
Cellular component (GO): Mre11 complex
Molecular function (GO): damaged DNA binding; protein binding
Source: RefSeq, a predicted model, not a curated record